Messenger RNA from Cordyceps fumosorosea ARSEF 2679, 738 nucleotides. RefSeq names its product methyltransferase. Lineage: Eukaryota; Fungi; Ascomycota; Sordariomycetes; Hypocreales; Cordycipitaceae. The coding region runs from base 1 to 738 and encodes 245 amino acids. Gene Ontology annotation, molecular function: S-adenosylmethionine-dependent methyltransferase activity. The record is from RefSeq and is a predicted model, not a curated record. The transcript has a single exon.
AUGUCCACCACGCCACCGAGAACCAUCUACAAUGUCGACCCUCCUCCCGUCGACCUCAUCCGAUCUAUCGUCACCUCCCCCUCCCCCCCUCCCACACCCGCCAAGCCAUCCUACGGCAUCGACUCCCCCCUCGGCCUUCUCCUCUCCUGCUUCGCCGCUCCCCUGUACCUCUACGCCACCCUCCGCGGCAAGUCCCUCGCCUGGGACGCCAUCUACGCCUCCUUGCCCCCGUCCUCCUCCCCGGCCCUCGACGUCGGCUGCGGCCGCGGCCUCGUCCUCUUCAAGCUCGCCGCCGCCCGCGGCACGCGCGCCUACGGCAUCGACCUAUUCCGCACCGGCGACCAGACCGGUAACGGCCCCGCGGCCACGUACCGCAACGCCGCCGCGCUCGGGCUCCUCGACCGUGUCGUGCUGCACGAGGCGAGCUUCACCGAGUCGUUCCCAUUCGCGGACGGCGCGUUCGGUGUGGUCGCGUCCAGUUUAGCGUUGCACAACGCCGACCGCGCGGGGCGAAGAACGGCGGUGGCGGAGAUGGCGAGGGUAUGCGGGCCAGGCGGCAGGAUCGUGCUGGUCGACUUGUGCGGAUACUUUGGCGAUCACAGGGCGGUGCUGGAAGGGUUGGGGUGGACGGACGUGGUCGUCUCGUUUGUCGGUUGGAGGAUGGUCUUUGGCAUCUGGCCGUGUCAGCUCCUCGUAGCAACCAAGCCCCAAAGAGCGGAAAGCCAAGAGGCUGCGUAA